AUGGAUAUGGUCUAUGAGAACGUAGGUGACUUCAGGACACAGACAGACAUCAAUACAAACAGACAAAAAACACUUCAGUCUACAGGAAGUGAUAAUGUGAGGAUGAGAUGUUACAGAUCAGUUUCAGUGUGUUUGGUGCUGCUGUGUGUUCUUCUACUGACUGCAGUCAUAGUGCUGUGUGUCCUCAUCAAUACAAACAAUCAACAGUUUAACAUCAAGACUAAAAACAUCACAGAAGAGAGAGACCCACUACUAACCAAAUAUGCCAACAUCACAGAAGAGAGAGACCAGCUACUAACCAAAUAUACCAACAUCACAGAAGAGAGAGACCAGCUACUAACCAAAUAUGCCAACAUCACAGAAGAGAGAGACCAGCUACUAACCAAAUAUGCCAACAUCACAGAAGAAAGAGACCAGCUACUAACCAAAUAUACCAACAUCACAGAAGAGAGAGACCGGUUAUUAUUAAAGUCCAAAAACUUGGCAACAGAAAAUGAGAGAUUAUUAACCAACAAUAACAACCUUAGUAAGCAAAGAGAUCAGUUAACUCAGCAGAAAAAUGCAAUGAUGGAGAUUCUAAAAGCAGAUGGAUGGAAAGAAUAUCAGUCCAGUUUGUACUUCAUUUCAUCUGAGAAGAAGAACUGGACUGAGAGCAGAAGAUACUGUAGAGAGAGAGGAGCAGAUCUGAUCAUCAUUAACAACAGAGAGGAACAAGGUUUUAUUAAUAAGAUUUCUGUUGAGGACAAACACUGGAUUGGUUUGUCUGACAUUGAUGAGGAGGGCAGAUGGAAAUGGGUUGAUGGCAGCACACUGAGCUAUAGAUUCUGGAGGUCUAGAGAACCCAAUGGUGGUACAAAAGAGAACUGUGCUCUUAUACGUUCAACAGGUUGGGCUGAUUUUCCAUGCAAUGAUGCUUAUAACUACAUCUGUGAAAAGAAAAUCUUUAAAUAAGUUGUUAAAUGAAAUACAUGUUAAUUCAGUAAUCUGUGAGCACACGAGAGCUUUUAUGCGUGAACACAAGAACCUUUAAGUCAAUUCUGACUUAAAGUGAUGCAUCUACCAUAGCAAAACUUUUUAAUAAUUUCUAUAUUGUGAUGCAAAUAACCUUUAGUUUCACUGAAUAUAUUCUAAUAAAUGAAGCUAUUCAGUAAAUGUGUUUUAAUACGAUUGUUUUUAGUUGUGUGUGUUUGAUGUUGUGGAUCAAUGUAAGUAACCUACUGUAUCUUAACUGGUAUGUUGUGAUCAUUGUUGUUCAGGCUGUAGUUUAUACAGUAUUAUUUAAUA
This is a messenger RNA of Paramisgurnus dabryanus, 1284 nucleotides long. RefSeq lists its product as uncharacterized. The record is from RefSeq and is a predicted model, not a curated record. Lineage: Eukaryota; Metazoa; Chordata; Actinopteri; Cypriniformes; Cobitidae.